Rana temporaria (common frog) is the source of this 3863-nucleotide messenger RNA. Its product is annotated as piwi-like protein 1. Gene Ontology annotation, molecular function: protein binding; piRNA binding. NCBI's taxonomy places the organism in Eukaryota, Metazoa, Chordata, Amphibia, Anura, Ranidae. The coding region runs from base 151 to 2769 and encodes 872 amino acids. Gene Ontology annotation, biological process: regulatory ncRNA-mediated gene silencing. The transcript is spliced from 22 exons. The record is from RefSeq and is a predicted model, not a curated record. Gene Ontology annotation, cellular component: P granule.
ACUAUUCAGCUCAGGGGGGCGGAAAUGAAGGGGUCAGGUGACCAUGAAGGGGGAAGAGCUGCCUGGAGGAAUCCCCUUCUGCCUGUCGCAAAGGUGUAUCUGCAGCCACAGACACCGGGGCCUAGAGAAGACUGCUAAAAAGGGUGAAAGAUGACUGGUAGAGCCAGAGCCAGAGCACGGGGGAGAGCUCGCGUUACAGAGCAGCCCGUUCCUGGACAGGCUGAUGGAAGACACAAGCUGCAGCCACAGCCGCAACCCCCACAGACUGCAGCGAGGGCAGCAGUGAGACCUGCAGCUCCUCUGGCACCAUUAGAGCCUGAGCCUCAGCUUGUUGGCAGGGGGCGCCAGAGGGGGCCUCCGAUAGGUGAACGGCCUCCAGCUGAUGUUCUGCAGCUCUCAGCUGGAUUUCAAGAGAUAUCAAUCGGUGAACGAGGCGGUCGGAGACGGGAUUUUCAGGACCUUGGAGUGAACACUCGCCAGACAAUCGAGCAUGUCCAAGCAUCCAAAACCGGUGAGACUGGCAGCGCAAUUCAGUUGGUCACCAACCACAUCAAACUGGUCUCCCGGCCACAGUGGGUCUUGUAUCAAUACCACAUUGACUACAAUCCUCCUAUGGAGUCAUGCCGCUUGAGAACCGCUUUGCUAUUCCAGCAUGAAGAAACCAUCGGGAAAGCGCGUGCCUUCGAUGGUACCAUCUUAUUUUUGCCGAAAAGACUCAAUAAGGUUACUGAAGUGUUCAGCCAAACCCGAAAUGGAGAGAACGUGAGAGUGACAAUUACUCUGACAAAUGAGUUGCCGCCAACUUCACCCACCUGCUUUCAGUUUUACAACAUCAUCUUCAGGAGGCUGCUCAAGAUUAUGAACAUGAAGCAGAUUGGACGCAACUACUACAACCCCAGUGAUGCUACAGAAGUCAGAGCACACCGUCUGACUAUCUGGCCUGGCUUUUCAACCUCCAUCCUGCAGUAUGAAACCAGCAUUAUGUUGAAUAUCGACGUCAGCCAUAAAGUACUGAGAAACGAGACCGUCCUCGACAUUAUGCACAAUCUAUAUCAGUCGUGUGGGGCGCAGAGCUUUCAGGAUUUCUGCAUUAAGGAGCUGGUUGGGCAGAUCGUGCUUACCAAGUACAACAAUAAGACAUACCGCAUAGAUGAGAUUAACUGGACUGCGACUCCAUUGGAUACGUUUAAGAAAUCUGAUAAGGACAUCACCUUUCUGGAUUACUACAAAACUCAAUACAAUAUAAAUAUCCAGGAUGCAAAGCAGCCCAUGCUUGUCAGCAUAUGCAAAAGACCCAGGCCAGGUGUCACCAAUGGUGUUAUUAUGUUGGUGCCAGAACUUUGUAACUUGACAGGUUUAACUGACAAGAUGAGAAGCGACUUUACCGUCAUGAAAGAUCUUGCUGUUCACACCCGACUGCCUCCAGACCAAAGGGAGCGUCAAGUUGGACGAUUCCUCAACUACAUUCACAAGGAUGAGAGCGUUCAAAAGGAGCUGCGUGACUGGGGCCUUAACUUUGACACCAAGCUUCUGAACUUUAAAGGGAGAGUUGCCGUUCCAGAGAAAAUUUUGCUGAGCGGCCGAGCUGUAGACUACAAUCCCCAGUUUGCAGACUGGUCCAGGGAUAUGAGGGGCCCGGUUCUGCUCAGUGCUCCAGUUCUGAACAGUUGGCUGCUGGUUUACCCCCGGAGAAAUUAUGAAGCAGCCAACGCUCUUUUACAGAAUUUGUAUAAAGUCACCCAGCAGAUGGGGAUCCGCAUGAAUAAAGCUGUAAUGGUGGAAAUAGAGGACAAUGUGGGUGCUUAUCUACAGGCGUUUCAGCGGGAAAUUUCAGACCAAACAGAGAUGGUAGUGUGUGUCCUGUCCAGUAUAAACAAGAUGAAGUAUGAUGCAAUAAAGAAGUACCUGUGUUUGGACGUGCCCAUACCAAGCCAGUGUGUGGUGGCCAGGACUCUGAGCAAACCACAGACUCUCAUGUCUGUGUGUACCAAGAUUGCCCUUCAGAUGAAUUGUAAACUUGGAGGGGAGCUUUGGAGCGUGGAGAUACCGGUGGAGCGUAUGAUGGUCAUUGGGAUUGAUAUCUACCAUGACACUGUGGCAGGAAAACGAUCAAUUGCUGGUUUUGUCGCCAGCAUGAAUAAAGGAAUGACUCGUUGGUUUUCUCGAUGUGUGGUCCAGGAUAAAAAGCAAGAGAUUGUUGAUGGUCUUAAGGUCUGCAUGCAAGGUGCUCUCCAUGCUUGGUAUAAAUGCAAUGGCUUUCUACCCAACCGUAUCAUCAUUUAUCGUGACGGUGUGGGCGAUGGUCAGCUAAAGACCCUUGUCAGCUAUGAAGUGCCGCAGAUUAUGGACUGUAUCAAGACGGCAGGCAAGGAUUACACCCCUAAACUGUCAGUUGUGGUGGUUAAGAAACGGAUCAAUGCCAGAUUCUUUGCCAUUUUGGGUGGCCGGCUCCAGAAUCCUCCUCCUGGAACAAUAGUUGAUACUGAAGUCACCAGACCUGAAUGGUAUGACUUCUUCAUCAUCAGCCAGUCUGUGCGACAAGGCACUGUGUCCCCAACACACUACAAUGUUGUGUAUGACAGCGGAGGCCUGAAGCCAGAUCAUAUGCAGCGACUGACUUACAAGCUGUGCCACCAGUACUUCAACUGGCCUGGAGUGAUUAGAGUGCCAGCCCCUUGCCAGUAUGCCCACAAACUGGCCUUCCUGGUUGGCCAGAGCAUUCACAAGGAGCCGCACAAUUCCCUGGCUAACCUACUCUACUACCUGUAGCUACGGGAUGAAAACAAGACCACCAUUUUGUCUGAGACGUCUUUCAGGAAUUGGAGUUUGGAGCCAUUUUUCUGCUGAUGUUAGAAUGUGUCAUUUGGGAAGCAUUUAGAAAACAGGAAGUUACUUCAUUUUUCUAAAGUUUGUGUUACUGUUAAAGCUGCUGCUUUCCCAGGGGGCAGCCAGUAUAUGGACUGAACUUUUGGUCUGCCUAUGGAAGAGUUUCUUCCCAGGCUUUAAGGAAACCUGCACUGAGAAACUAUGGAGCCUGUCAUUGAACUCUACAGGUAGUUUUUAAAAUGCUCAUUGGAUCAGCUUAACAGCCUGGAUAGACCUUGUUACCAACCUGGUGCCAAUUUGCAGAUCAGGUGGUCUGACUGUGAAAUUGCUGAGGCCAAAGAGAGACUGCCAUCUUCAGAAGGAGGGCAAUGUGAGCAUUGCCAUCUAGUGCUAGUUGCCUGGCCAUCUCUGGUCUCGGUACUAUAGGGUUACUUAAACAUUACCUAGGGAAAUCUUACAACUGGGAAAUAGUACAAAGAUCGUAACAUGGCAUGCUGUAAGAAAGUUUAGCAUCACUUAAUAGAAAAGAAAAAUUGCAGUUGCAUUAAUGAAGCAUGCAUAGAGGAAUCAAGUCUGUUGUGUCCAUCCGUGGCCAGGAGCUGGUAAUAUGUUCAGUAGUUUGUGAAAACCGCAGUAGUCGGGGCAGGCCAUGCAGACAACACAACGCAGACUUUAUUACCAGCUUCUUCAAUACCCUUAAUCAAGUCUGUAGGUGAUUUUGAAGUUGGUUUGUGUGCUGUUGUUGAAAUAGUCCUGACUGCUGCUUUUUCCACUCACCAUGGACUAUAUUUGCUGCUGGCCACCGGAGGGCAAUUUAUAUCAGACUUGCAUUCUUUAUUAUAAUGGAAUUUUUAUUUUAUUUUUUUCUAUUUUAUACUAUACCUUCAAAAAAUAAAGUCAAGUAGACCCGGGCAGCGCUAUACACAACUCUUCACAUAACAUGAGGAAUCAAAUCAAUAUAUGCACAUUCAGUAUAGUCCAUCAAAAACAUCUGGGUUGAUUGUCAUAAAUGUUGAAGAGCAAAAUCAUCCUUAGCG